UAUACUUCAAUUGAGAAUAAUUGAAUUGAGUUGAUUUACCGAUCGAUCAUCACUGACCUCGGAUAUAUAUACCUACCUAUAUUGGUUUGAUUCGCAAAACCCCUCUGCUCUGCUGCAAUGGGUGACAAAAGAAAAAAGCACCGUCGUCAACAGGAUUCAACCUCUCCUUCUUCUUCAUCCUCCACCGACUCCGAUUCAGAUUCCGACUGCUCUUCUCGUCGCCGCCGUCAUCGCCGUGAAAAGGACCGCCGCAGAAAAACCGAAGGAAGCUCCAAGCGAGAAAAAGAGAGCAGAAGAAAGGAAAAGAGAAAAAAGAGAGACAGAGAUAGGAAAAAAACCAAGAGGCACCACUAUUCCGAUGACUCCAAUUCUUCCGACGAUGAAAUUCAACCACAAACCGCACUCCGUGAAAUGAUGACCGAGUUUCCCAAUGUUGGCAACGAUUUAAUGCAGCUAUUGCAAAUGAUUGAUAAUGGACAAGCUGUGGACAUAAAGGAUAUAUCAGAGAGGUCUCUAGUGAAGCAUUUGAAAAAGCUCUUCAUUUCCUUAAAUCUUAAGGAAAAUGGGGAUAGAGUUUUUUUGUUGCCUUCUAAGGCUUCUCCUACUUUAGAUGUUGUUGGCCCUCUAAUUCAAUCUUAUAUGCAUCCGGUGAAUGGUCGAACGGAACCUUUAGCAACAUUGCCUGAAACAUCGGCUCCGGCAGAACAGGUGGUAGAUGAUGAUUCAAUUGAACCUCCUGAGGAUCAUUCUGUUGGUCCUAAGAAAAGGUUGUCAUUCUCUUUUAGUCAUUUUGUUGACGUCUCUAUUUAUUUUUUUAAGUUUUUCUUUUUGUUAAAUCUUUGUUUUCUCUGCAGGGUGAUUGGUCCUGCAAUGCCGUCUGCUGAAUUACUUGCUGCUGCUGCUAAAUUAACAGAGGCACAGACCGAGUUCAGAGAAGCUGAAUUGGAUGAUGAUACUGAACUAUUUGUGGGACCUCCACCUCCUGCUAUGGUUACUGAAGCAGAAUCAGCAAAUGAAGCAGAACGUUUUGAAGAGGUCACCAGGAUAAUGGAAGCUGGGAUCGACAGCCCAUAUGAUGUUCUAGGAGUUAACCAUAAUAUGUCCGAUGUUAACAUAAAGAAAAGGUACUGGAAGAUGUCACUCUUAGUUCAUCCAGAUAAAUGCUCUCAUCCACAAGCCCAUCAAGCAUUUAUUAAAUUAAAUAAAGCUUUUAAAGAGUUACAAGAUCCAGAAAAGCGGAAAGCAAUGGAUGAUAAAAUCAAACUCAAACAAGAACAGGAGGACUUUAAGGCUGAACUUAAAGUCAUGCGAGAGAAUGCACUGUGGAGAAGAUCCCAAGGUAUAUCCAUGGAGGGUGAUGAGGAGCUUCUGGCACAGACAGAGGUUAAAGUGGAACCCACAAGAGAUGAAUGGAUGACAACACUGCCUCCCGAGAGGAAACCUGGUGGCGUGUCUAUGCAAUCAACCCAAUUUAGUCGGGGAACAAAGGAAGGUAGAGGAGACACUAGUAUUUGGACAGACACCCCUAACGACAGAGCGCAGAAAGCAAAGAUGAAUUAUUUGGAAGCAUACAAUCAGGCCACUGCACUAGCCUCAAACGAAGAAGACAAGAAAAGGGCUAGUACAGAUGCAGAUUUGGUGGACAAAUACAACAAAGCAAAACGAUCGAAAACAUUGGUGCAAAAACAUCAAGAAGAGGUUGUUAGCAAAUCCAAGAAAAAGUCCAAGCAACAUACGACGGAUAAGGAUAAGGGAGAAUGGAUAGGUCAACAUCCAUGGAAGCCUUGGGAUCGUGAAAAGGAUCUGACUGCUGGGAGGAUGAAAGUAAAACUCGAUGCAGAAGGCAUGUCUGAGGGAUUAUCUUCAAGGUUUAAUUCUGGAAACUUUCAAAGGAACUUCCUUUGAUUCGAUCAAGAGUGUGUAGUGAGUUUGCAAAAACAGGGUUACUUACGCCUUCUUAACAUGUCAAUUUUGUUUUGUAUUUAGUUAAAUGAUGUAAACAAAAUUGUUGGAGUGUAUAAAAAUGUAUGUAAGAGAUGAAAUAAAAUUACGGAGUUUCUUAUUUUUAGCCGCAA
Messenger RNA from Trifolium pratense (red clover), 2075 nucleotides. RefSeq lists its product as uncharacterized. The record is from RefSeq and is a predicted model, not a curated record. Bases 118 to 1905 code for a protein of 595 amino acids. NCBI's taxonomy places the organism in Eukaryota, Viridiplantae, Streptophyta, Magnoliopsida, Fabales, Fabaceae. The transcript has 10 exons.